CCAGCUGCAUCCCCCUGCCGGGACCAGGAGAUGCGGACUCCCAGUGCCCAGCCCAGCCAUGCUGCUGCCAAGAGAUCCCUGCGCUGCUACCGGAGACCCCGGGACUCACCCAGCCCCUCUGCCGGCAGUUGGAGGGCUGGCCGGAGCCGUGCCAGCCGCUCUUUCAGCUCCAGUUCAGACGGAGCUAGUGAGUCCUCAUCUUCAUCUUCAUCCUCAUCCUCCCGAUCCCGGUCACGGUCGUUCUCCCCACCGUCCAAGCGGUGGCGAAGGUACCGCUCAAGAUGUUCCCACAGCUCCUCCUCCCGCUCCAGCUGUGGGUCAUGUGGCAGGUCCCGGGAGAGGUCCUCAUCCUCAUCAUCAACGUCCUCCUACUCAUCCAGGUCCACGUCCCGCAGCCAGUCCCGCUCCCGCUCCCCCUCGCCCCGCAGGAGGAGUAACAGGCGGAGAAGAUACAGUUACGACGCACAGGAUCACUACCAAAGGCAGAGGAUCCUCCAGAAGGAACGUGCAAUAGAGGAGCGGCGAGUUGUGUUUAUCGGCAAGAUCCCCAGCAGGAUGACACGGUCGGAGCUGCGGCACCGCUUCUCUGUGUUUGGGGACAUCGAGGAGUGCACCCUGCACUUCCGCUCCGAGGGGGACAACUAUGGCUUUGUCACCUACCGCUACGCCGAGGAGGCCUUUGCCGCCAUUGAGAGCGGGCACAAGCUGCGGCGCCCGGAUGAGCAGCCCUUCGAUCUUUGCUUCGGCGGCCGCCGGCAGUUCUGCAGGAGGAACUACGCUGACUUGGACUCAAACCGGGAGGAUUUCGACCCAGCCCCUGUCAAGAGCAAGUUUGACUCCCUGGACUUCGACACGCUGCUGCGGCAGGCACAGCGCAGCCUGCGGAGGUAGCGGCAGGCGAGGCGGUGCGCCCGCCCCCACUUUUAUACUCAAAUACAAAAGACAAAAAAAGUAUAGAGAGAGAGAAAGAGAGAAAGGAGGUUUUUAAGAAAAAGAAAAAGGAAAAAAAGAAAUUUGUUUUAUAACCAGUAUUUAAGGAGGACGGGUCAUUUGCCUUCGACCAGAGGGGCCUAGACAAGUGGCAGCCCCAGGCUUGCCCCAGCCGUGUAAUAAAUGUGGAUGCCCAAACA
Leptosomus discolor (cuckoo roller) is the source of this 1130-nucleotide messenger RNA. The record is from RefSeq and is a predicted model, not a curated record. Lineage: Eukaryota; Metazoa; Chordata; Aves; Leptosomiformes; Leptosomidae.